Messenger RNA from Aspergillus luchuensis, 783 nucleotides. RefSeq lists its product as uncharacterized. The coding region runs from base 1 to 783 and encodes 260 amino acids. Gene Ontology annotation, molecular function: nucleic acid binding. The record is from RefSeq and is a predicted model, not a curated record. The transcript has a single exon. NCBI's taxonomy places the organism in Eukaryota, Fungi, Ascomycota, Eurotiomycetes, Eurotiales, Aspergillaceae.
AUGGUCUGGGGUUGUUUCUCUUACUACAAGAAAGGACCCUUGCAUAUUUGGAAGCCAGAGACAGCUAAGCAAAAGCGAGAAGCAUCUAAUGAGAUUAGGAAGUUGAAUGAAGAGCUGGAGCCAAUCAGAAAGCAAGAAUGGGAGAUGACUACCUCUCUAGCUAGAAUGAAGCUACGUACUGGUCGUACACCUGGUCGAGAGCCUAAAUGGUCAUGGAAUCGCGCAAACAGCCGUUUAGAGCGGGAGACUGGAGGAGGCAUUGAUUGGUAUCGAUAUUAUGAAGUCAGUUAUUUUUUCUUAUCAAUUUCUAUGCAAGAACUAACUGAAUCUUUAAAUUUAGGAAGACCUUGUUCCAAAAUUGAUCCCCCAAAUACUAUUAUACUUGAAGACGGCGCACCCGCUCACCGACAUCACUUCCAAAACACUGUAUAUAGUAUAUUCGGUAUUCAAAAGAUCCUAGAUUGGCCAGGCAAUUCGCCUGAUUUAAACGCAAUCGAAGCUGCCUGGCCCUGGAUGAAACGACGUACAACCUCACGAGGUGCACCUCGAGAUAAGAAGACCGCUGAAGAAGCUUGGUUCAAAGCAUGGGAAGAGCUAUCGCAGGAGAAGAUCCAACACUGGAUUGAACGAUUGAUGAGACAUAUACAAGAGAUCAUUCGCUUAGAGGGAGGCAACGAAUACAAGGAGGGUCGUACAGGAAGUGAUAAGCGGGAGUGGAAGGGGGUCCGCAUCAAGGGAUACCUCUCUAAACGUGAGGAUCUUGGUGAAGGACCCCUAUUCUAG